Messenger RNA from Scomber scombrus (Atlantic mackerel), 1115 nucleotides. RefSeq names its product proteasome 20S subunit alpha 1 (gene psma1). Gene Ontology annotation, cellular component: nucleus; proteasome core complex; proteasome core complex, alpha-subunit complex. Gene Ontology annotation, biological process: ubiquitin-dependent protein catabolic process. Bases 59 to 853 code for a protein of 264 amino acids. The record is from RefSeq and is a predicted model, not a curated record. Lineage: Eukaryota; Metazoa; Chordata; Actinopteri; Scombriformes; Scombridae. The transcript has 10 exons.
GUCAAGCGAAGAGCGCAGCGCAGACGGAGAGCGGCGACACACUUUUCCUACAGCAGACAUGUUUCGCAAUCAGUACGACAACGACGUGACAGUAUGGAGCCCACAGGGCCGCAUCCAUCAGAUCGAGUAUGCCAUGGAGGCAGUGAAGCAAGGAUCUGCAACUGUAGGACUCAAAUCCAGAACCCAAGCAGUCCUGGUUGCACUAAAGAGAGCCCAGUCUGAGCUGGCCGCCCACCAGAAGAAGAUUCUCCAUGUUGACAACCACAUCGGUAUCUCCAUCGCUGGACUGACUGCUGAUGCCAGACUGCUCUGUAACUUCAUGCGCCAGGAGUGCUUGGACUCCAGAUUCGUCUUCGACAGGCCCCUCCCAGCAUCACGUCUAGUCUCUCUUGUCGGCAGCAAAACCCAAAUCCCAACACAGAGGUAUGGAAGGAGGCCCUAUGGCGUUGGACUCCUCAUUGCUGGCUUUGAUGACAUGGGACCUCACAUCUUCCAGACCUGCCCGUCAGCCAACUAUUUUGACUGCAAAGCCAUGUCCAUCGGAGCGCGUUCCCAGUCUGCCCGCACCUACCUGGAGAGAUGCAUGGACAAGUUUGCUGACUGUAAUCUGAAUGAUCUGGUUCAGCAUGGCCUCCGUGCUCUCAGAGAAACCCUCCCCGCAGAGCAGGACCUCACUACCAAGAAUGUUUCCAUCGGCAUCGUGGGGAAGGAUAUGGAGUUCACCAUUUAUGAUGAUGAUGAUGUUGCUCCCUUCCUGGAGGGACUGGAGGAGAGGCCACAGAGAAAGGUCGCCCAGCCUGCAGAUGAACCAGCUCCUGGAGAGGCAGCCAGCGACGAGCCAAUGGAGCACUGAGGCAGCCCCGUCACUCCGCCGGCCAACCAAUGAUAUACCUCCUAUCAUCCGUGGGGAGGUGGGGGGCGGGCUCGAACCCAGACCAACCUGACACUUACCGCAACUCAACAGAGCAAUUUUUAGAGGGGGAAAAGAUGUUGUUGUGAUGUGCCACUUGCUAAACUGUUAAUCCAAAAUAUUCUCUGCUAACAUCAAUCCAUGUGAUGUUGCUUUUGUAUGAGUAAAGUGUACCAUUAUACAAGUAAUAAACUCUUUUUUUGAA